This is a messenger RNA of Cylicostephanus goldi, 800 nucleotides long. The record is from the annotation of a GenBank genome assembly. Lineage: Eukaryota; Metazoa; Nematoda; Chromadorea; Rhabditida; Strongylidae.
UUGAAUUCGGAAGAGCCUUCCUGUCUUUCAGUUGUUGCAACGCGGCUACCGCAUCACAUUCUCUCACAAAUAUUCCAAUACCUCCAACUGUCUGAUCUCCGUAGCUGCACAAUUGUUUGCCGGCAUUGGUAUAAUGUGCUCAAUUAUGAGGACAGCGCUGUUUGGCGAGCAUUAGCUCAGAAGAAAGUGUCAGAAUCAGCCUUAGCCGAUCCUUAUUUGUUGAGUGAGCUCAAUACCUACAAGAAAAAGCUGCGAGCAUUCUAUUAUGCUUGGAAUCCGAAUGAUGUGUCGAAAAACAAUUAUGUUCGCGCCAAUGGUUUCACUGUUCAUCGACAGCCAGUGGCGCAAAGCACUGAUGGAGUUCGAGGAAAGGUAAUUGGUGUCUCACAGGGUGUGCAUGCCUUUGACAUCACCUGGGAGGGUCCUCUUGGAACGGUGGCAGUCGUGGGAGUUGCAACAAGACACGCAGCUCUUCACUGUCCUGGCUACUUGCCUUUGCUGGGUAGUGAUGACCAAAGUUGGGGAUGGAAUCUUGUUGAUAACACGUUGAUCCAUAAUGGCGAGCAGCUCGGUGUAUAUCCACGAGUGAAUAACCCACCAAAGUACCAAGUUGGAGAACGAGUACGGUUAGUUCUGGAUUGUGAUCGGCACAUUGUCUACUUUGAACGCGCUGGUAGCGAAUUCUUGGGCCUUGCCUUUACGGAUUUGCCACCAGUCAAGCUUUUUCCAGCUAUCUGUGCGGUGUAUGGAAAUACGGAAGUUUCAAUGGUUUACUUAGGACCACCUGUGGUCGGAUAAUC